Molecule: messenger RNA, 4013 nt
Organism: Anolis sagrei ordinatus
Lineage: Eukaryota; Metazoa; Chordata; Lepidosauria; Squamata; Anolidae
Gene: ITGA8
Product: integrin subunit alpha 8
Biological process (GO): cell-cell adhesion; cell adhesion mediated by integrin; integrin-mediated signaling pathway
Cellular component (GO): external side of plasma membrane; integrin complex
Molecular function (GO): integrin binding
Source: RefSeq, a predicted model, not a curated record
CCGCCGUCUCCCUCCGCAGCGGCUGGAGGUGUUGGAGGGGCGCAUGGCUUUGCGCCUCCCUCCUCGCCAUGCCAUCUCCUGGCGGGCGGCGGCCCGAGGCAGCCCUUUGAGGAGGAGGAGGAGGAAGAGGAGGAGGAGGAGGAGGAGGAGGAGGAAGGGAGAGCCCCUUAGAGGGAUCCGCUGCUGCUGCUGCUGCUGCUGCUGCCCGGGAGGGGAGGAUGGGGCGUCGGGGGCGGCGGAGGCGGCUUCUCCUCUGGCUGCUCCUGCUCCUCCCGCCGCUGGGCGCCUUCAACCUGGACCAAGAGAAGCGCGCCGUGUACCGCGGACCCCCGGGAAGCUACUUCGGGUACGCGCUGGACUUCUACAGCCCCGCGCCUUCCUCCCACGAAGUGAGCAUCCUGGUCGGAGCGCCUAAAGCCAACACAACGCAGCCAGACAUAGUGGAAGGAGGAGCGGUCUACCAUUGCCCUUGGCCUGCUUCCGAGUGUAAACAGAUCCCAUUUGAUGGUACAAACAACAGGAAAAUCAAAGUGAAUGGCACAAGAGAGCCUAUUGAGUUUAAAUCAAAUCAGUGGUUUGGAGCAACAGUCAGAGCUCAUAAAGGAAAAGUUGUGGCUUGUGCUCCCUUAUAUCAUUGGAGAACGCUGAAGGCUUCACCUGAAAAAGAUCCAGUUGGCACUUGCUAUGUGGCAAUUCAAAACUUCAGUGCCUACGCUGAAUAUUCCCCUUGUCGCAAUAAAAAUCCAGAUCCUGAGGGACAAGGUUACUGUCAAGCAGGAUUCAGCUUAGACUUUUAUAAGAAUGGAGACCUUAUAUUAGGAGGACCUGGCAGUUUUUAUUGGCAAGGCCAGAUUAUCACCAGUAGUGUUGCAGAUAUCAUCACAGACUAUUCAUUCAAGAAUAUCCUAAGGAAGCUGUCACAAGAAAAGCAAACUGGAAUGGCACCAUCAGUGUAUGAUGACAACUAUCUUGGGUACUCUUUGGCUGUGGGCGAAUUCACUGGAGACCUUCAACAAGAGUUGGUAGCUGGAGUCCCAAGAGGUGCACAGAACUUUGGCUAUGUUUCAAUUAUAAAUUCCACUGAUUUGACCUUUAUUCAGAAUUUCACUGGUGAACAGAUGGCAUCUUACUUUGGAUAUACACUUGCAGUGUCAGAUGUUAACAGUGAUGGGCUGGAUGACAUCCUCAUUGGAGCACCUCUUUUUAUGGAGCGUGAAUUUGAGAGCAACCCUAAAGAAGUAGGGCAAGUGUAUCUCUACCUGCAAGACAGCACCUUGUCCUUUAGAGAUGCACAGAUACUAUCUGGCACAGAAGUGUUUGGUAGAUUUGGCAAUGCCAUUGCACACCUUGGAGACCUGAACCAGGAUGGAUAUAACGACAUUGCAAUAGGCGCACCAUUUGCCGGAGAAGACCGGAGAGGGAACGUACUCAUUUACAAUGGAGCCAGUAAUGGGUUAAACCCGAACCCUUCCCAGGUUCUCAGUGGUAUGUGGGCCUCCCAGCCGAUGCCUGCGGGAUUUGGCUUUACGCUAAGAGGAGACUCAGACAUAGACAAGAAUGAUUACCCAGAUUUGAUUGUGGGGGCAUUUGGAGCUGGAAAAGUAGUUGUUUACAGAGCAAGACCGGUUGUGACAGUAGAUGCUCGAGUCUUGCUCUCACCAGAGAUUAUAAAUCCGGAAAAUAAAACCUGUCAGCUUCCUGGUUCUGUGGCUCUAGUUUCUUGUUUUACUGUAAACGUAUGUGUGGCUUUUGAAGCUCCAGGUGUUUCAGAUAAAAUAGCUCUGAAAGCUGAGCUGCAGUUGGAUUCCUUAAAAGUCAAAGGAGCUGUUAAGCGAACCCUUUUCCUGGAUUACCAUCAGUCACAGCAUGCCUUCCUCCUCAUGAUAGAGCGACAGAACUGGCUCACUUGUAAGGAUUUUGUGGUUUAUCUCAGAGAUGAAACUGAGUUUCGAGAUAAAUUGUCUCCAAUCAACAUUACCCUGAAUUACAGCUUGGACGAAUCUACUUUUUCAGACGGCUUAACUGUGAACCCAAUACUGAACUAUUACCAAGAAAACAUAGUUGGCAAGCAGGCUUACAUUCUUGUGGAUUGUGGAGAGGACAACGUGUGCAUUCCUGACUUGAAACUUUCCGCUGUGCCAGACAGAGAUCAGAUCAUAAUUGGAGAAGAAAACUGUGUUAUGCUAAUUGUCAAUUCAAGAAAUGAAGGUGAAGGAGCUUAUGAAGCAGAGCUGCAUAUAAAGAUACCUCCUGAAGCAGAUUACACGGGUGUUGAGCGCAACAACAAGGCACUCCGUGCGCUGAGUUGUGAUUACAAGAUGGAAAAUGAAACGAGAACAGUGAUUUGUGACCUUGGGAAUCCCAUAGCAGCUGGAGCAAAUUUUUCGUCAGGCAUCAGAUUCACUGUCCAACGCUUUGAAAAUGCUGAAUUCAGCAUCCAGUUUGAACUGCAAGUGAGAAGUUCCAACAAGGUUAAUCCCAACAGUAAUUUGGUUGACCUUCAGAUUGACAUCAAUGCCGUCGCUCAAGUACAGAUCAGAGGAGUUUCUCAUCCUCCACAAAUUAUUUUGCCAAUUCAUAACUGGGAGCCAAAAGAUGAACCUACCAAAGAAGAUGACAUUGGGCCCCUGGUGGAACACAUAUACGAGUUACAUAACAGUGGACCAAGCGCUAUCAAUGAUACAGUCCUAUACGUGGAGUGGCCAGUGCUGAGCGGAGAGGAAUUCCUUCUUUACAUCCUUCAUAUUCAGACUCAUGGACCAUUGCAAUGUCAAACAAGCUCUGCAAUCAACAGUUUAGACAUAAAGUUUGCUGUCCCGGAGGACACUCCAGAGCUUGCGGCUUUUUUGCGAAACUCAUCUAUUCCUCACUAUGUUGGGCGAAGGGAAGCCAAAGCUGUGGAGCAUCAAAAGAAUUCUGCAAGGAUUCUGAAUUGCACAAAUGUGGAGUGCCUAAUGAUCACUUGUUCAGUGGGACUCUUAGAAAGAGGAAGAAGCGCGGCACUGAAAAUACGUUCUCUUUUAUGGGCUUCAACAUUUCUAAAGAGGAAAAACGGACACUAUUCUCUUUCAGUCAAUGUGUCAUUUGAAGUCAAGAAGAUGCCAUACAAAGUUCAGCCUGCAAAACCUCCUGAAGGAAGCAUAGCAAUUAAAACAUCUGUUAUUUGGGCCACUCCAAACAUUUCCUUUGCAAUCCCGCUGUGGGUUAUAGUUUUAGCCAUACUCCUUGGCUUGCUGGUCCUGGCUAUGUUGACAUUAGCUUUGUGGAAGUGUGGCUUCUUUGAUCGAGCCAGGCCUCCUCGAGAUGAUAUGGCUGACCGGGAACAACUGACAAGUGACAAGACUACUGAUGCAUAGAAGGGUCCUGCAGAGUAUUUGAAGACUUGCAAAGUGCCAGAAUGGCCAAUGCAACGUUAGACACAUCCUUGCUGCACCAGGGCUGCGUGAUGGCAGAAAAUAUUGUUGCUGCCUCAAAAAUACAUCCAGCUAUUGAGCAAAAGGUGGUUAAGUAAAAACCAAAUCACUUCAUUCAAAAGGUGAUUCUUUUUCACAGCACAUGGGGUACGUCAAAAGCACUCUUCAUUGGAACCAUGCAAGGAUGGAAAUCCUGUGCUGCCAUAUGCCUUAAGGAUGAGCAAGAUGAAAUGUUCAGACUCUGCUAUAUGUUGACAGAACAUUGUGGCACCUCCCUAAAGAUGAGAACUUCUGUGAAACUCUGGCUCAGGGAGAGAAGCAAUAUUGUUGGCCCUCCUUGAAGUACCUCCAAAAAGCAGAAGCAGAACCUGUAAAAAUACUUUUUCAUAAGCAAGGCAUGGUUAUUUAUUUUUCCAUCUUUUUGUAGACUGGGCAUCUUAACAAAAACAGGUCAUGAAGUUUUGUCCUGAUGGCAAUGGCCUCGGUAUUGUGUAUAUAAAUAGAGUGAAUGUAUCCUGCACAUUCCAUAUAUCAAUAAUAAGAGUUUGGAAAGAAACGGAGUUGCAUAUUAUUUUAGAAGAUGGGAUGUAUAAUGAAAAA